This is a messenger RNA of Myxozyma melibiosi, 1029 nucleotides long. RefSeq lists its product as uncharacterized. Gene Ontology annotation, molecular function: arylformamidase activity. The transcript has a single exon. Lineage: Eukaryota; Fungi; Ascomycota; Lipomycetes; Lipomycetales; Lipomycetaceae. Bases 1 to 1029 code for a protein of 342 amino acids. The record is from RefSeq and is a predicted model, not a curated record.
AUGAGCAAGAUUCCAGAAUCAUUCAAAGAUCUGCCGUCGUAUGCGGACUUGCCGAAUAAGCGGCGAUACUGGCCAUAUGAGCCCGGGUCUGCGCGCGAAGGCCAAGGAAUGACCGGUCUACUUACUCCAACACACAUCGCAGAGUGCGCAGCAAGCGAGAUCCGCACCGGAGAACGAGCGUGUAUCACGCUUCCAAUCCAAGGCGUCACGUAUCCGCUGUUUGGCCGGCCAGCUUCAAAAGUCGACAUCCAUUAUAUCGGCUAUCCGAGUGUGUUUGAUGACGAGGUUACUUAUAAUCCCCAGUCAUCGUCUCAGUGGGAUGGGUUUAGACAUCACUCGCAGCCUGUUGGUUAUGGGUUUACGCCGGGGCUUACCGACGAAGACGUCGCAAAGAUGGACGAGACUGAGCAGUAUCUGUGGUACGGCGGGACGACGGCAGCUGAGAUUCAAGCACCAGGGAGUACACGGAUAGGACUCCACCACUUACGCAGAGGUAUAGUAGGUCGGGGAGUACUACUAGACUAUGCGGAGUGGGCGGCAAAGAAAGGGAUCAAAUACUCCUGCUACGGCGAGCGGCACGCUAUUCCUCUCAAGGAUCUUAAGCAGAUUGUGGCGGACUACAACAUCACCCUAAAGCCAGGAGACAUUUUGUGUGUUCGCAUAGGUGCUACGCAAGAGUAUAGUGCAAUGUGCGAUGAGGAGAGGAAGGCACUAUCUGAGGUACGACCAGUAGUCGGCACCGGCAUCGAAGUCACGGAAGAGACGCUCGAAUGGAUAUGGAACAAUCACUUUACAGCUCUUGUAGGCGACGCAAUCGCGUUUGAAGCCUACCCACAUCUGGAUCAGCGAUUGUCGGUCCACAACGUCUGUCUGGCGGGAUGGGGAAUCCCGCUCGGAGAGAUCUUUGAUCUUGACGAGCUGUCGGAAUUGUGUAAGAAGCACCAGCGGUGGUCUUUUUUCUUCAAUUCUGUGCCUACCUUUGUCACCGGCGGUGUCUCAUCCGCCCCCAACGCUGUAGCCAUAUUUUGA